UUUAUAUUUAUUUUCAAUUAAAAAUGUCUAAAGCUGGACGCCUCGAGAUCCGAACACGGUUACAGUUUUGAGGAAGCAUCAAGCGCCGAUGAAAGUGCUUAAAUCGGAGGCUGAGAUUAAUGCUGCCAAGAAACGGGGAGAUGCUGUUGACACAAAUAAGAAAUAUUUUGCUGGACAGAAUCGGCAGCACAAAACUGAUAAGAAUACUGCUGUUCUAGAUGCUGAGACGGAGGAGUUACAUCAUGAGAGGGUGACCUUAUCUCUUGGUUUGGCAAUUCAACAGGCACGUCAGGCUAAAGAAUGGACGCAGAAGGCCUUAGCUACAAAAAUUAAUGAGAAGGCUGAGGUUAUUCGUGAAUAUGAAAGUGCCAAAGCUGUUCCCAACCAAGUGAUCUUAGGUAAACUUGAACGUGUCUUAGAGGUUAAGCUUCGUGGUAAAGAGAUCGGUCAGCCUUUGGCGAAAAAAGCGGCGCCUGCUGCGAAGAAAUAA
Molecule: messenger RNA, 490 nt
Organism: Meloidogyne enterolobii
Lineage: Eukaryota; Metazoa; Nematoda; Chromadorea; Rhabditida; Meloidogynidae
Source: the annotation of a GenBank genome assembly